AAAGUGUUCCAUAUAUCGGAGAACUGCAGGUGGCCCUUCUCGCAGUUUACACCUCACUGAGCCGGAAAACCUCUUGGCUUUGAAGAUUACUUUCGGAUCUAACCUUUCCUUGAGAAGAAAACAAGUGCUCCCAGCUGCACGAUGAUGCUGGACUCCGUUAGCCAUAAUACCUUCCUGCCAAACACAGUAACGUGUGAAUCCUUGACAUCGUGGUCAGACGUAUUUGGAAUAGUGGAUGAACAGUACUCACUUUUUGAUCAUCAAACAGCUUGUGAUUCAUCCUGGACAUCAAUGCAUCCAGAAUACUGGACAAGACACAAUGUCUGUGAGUGGCUACAGUUUUGCUGUGAUCAAUACAAAUUGGAUGCUAACUGCAUUUCCUUUUCCCACUUCAACAUUAAUGGUCACCAGCUCUGUUGUAUGACCCAAGAAGAAUUUUUAAAUGCUGCUGGAAUUUGUGGUGAAUACCUCUACUUCAUUCUCCAAAACAUCAAGAUUCGUGGUAUCUCCUUCUUUCAGGACAAUGAAGAUACAAAGUCAUCUGAAAAAGACUAUAAUGAUAAGGCAUGUUUGAGAACAGGUGGCCUCAAGAGUCAAGAGUUUCAAGGUCACAAUAGAACAAGUCUGCAGAGUUCUCACUUGUGGGAAUUUGUACGAGAUCUUCUUCUGUCCCCUGAAGAGAAUUCCGGUAUCCUUGAAUGGGAAGACAGAGACCAAGGCAUCUUUCGCGUUAUUAAAUCUGAUGCUCUGGCAAAGAUGUGGGGACAAAGGAAAAAAAAUGACAGAAUGACUUACGAAAAGCUAAGCAGAGCACUCCGGUAUUAUUAUAAAACUGGAAUUUUGGAACGAGUUGACAGGAGGUUAGUGUAUAAGUUUGGAAAAAAUGCACAUGGAUGGCAAGAAAGCAACUCAUGAGAUACCCAUAUCUUUGAACUCAUUAUCCAGUAAACAAUGUGAAGGUCAACUCCAAUAGAUGGAGGUUCUCUGCCGGCUUUUCUAGAUCAAGAUGGCCAUAUAUUCUGAAUAACUGGAUAAAAUAACCAUUAAUAGACAGUUUGGAUCAGGAAAUGUACUGUCUUUGCACUUUUUAUCUUCCGUAUAACCUGCAUGGCAUAAACACCCAUACAUGGUUUCAAUCUUUUCAGUAAACUCAUGCGGAUUUGCUCUGAAAGCCAAUAAGAGUUUGUCAUUAGUACUUAAAACUAAAUCUCAGCAUUAUAAUAUUUCCAUUUUGAGCUUGAUGGAAUUUUGAAUAAGAUUUUCUUGAUAUCAUCUUUAUAUUCACCCAUGGGUGGGCAACCUAUUGCCAUGUGGUCUGUAUGAGUUUUUGUAAUAUUUUUUAUAGGCCAGAGAACCUUAGAAGUAGUGCCUCUAAUACUCAGCAGCAGAGUCCAAGAAACAGAGGUGCAAUUUCCUAUUGUUUGAAUGGAAAAUAGUGUGUGUGUUUUUUUUAAAAAAAGAUGUGUUUAAAUAAUAUUAAAAAGCACUCAAAUAUAAAAGAAAAGAUCUGCUUCCCAGCUGGUGAAAGAUAGUCCAUGUCUACCAUCGCAUUCCAAUAGGUAACGAAGUAUACGGUAAUCAUUUUUCUCUAUCGUAUCAACCUGAAUGUGGAUAUGUGGUCUUCUAGAUGUAGUUAAAUUGGAACUCCCAAAAGUCUCAGUCAAUAUAUCCAAUGAAAAUGGGACCUGGAUCUGAUUCACCAGCACUGGAAGGCCUACAAGUUCUCCACUGCCUGUCCUCUUGCAUUAAAAAACAGUUUCAUCUUGCCUGCAGCAACAUUCUUUGGGACGGUUAUGCUGGUAGUCACAACAAUAUCUGUUACAGCAUAAAUAAAUAAAAAAAUAUUUUGUGGUGUAUGAAGGUUACCCUUGAGUCCAAAGAGACCUGGGAAAGACUGGUUCUGAUUCCAGCUGGACAAGAAUUUUCUGCUACUAUUCACCUUUUACACAUGCGAAAGGAAUGGAAACAAAUAUUCCUGCUUCAGAAUUUGUGAAGAAGUGUUUUACUUUUUUCUUCAGGAAGAAAGGAACUGUGUUCUGUGUUCAUAAUGCCACUUUUGCAAUCUGUAAAACAUGAAAAGACUUUAGCUAUGAUUUACACUCCCUCCCUCAAUACAAGUUUCUACAUCAAGAACGUGGUUGAAUAAAUGUUUUAAUUGGCUUCUUAGGACUGUUAAUUCUCUGCCUGGGAAUAAGGUUAGUUUAUUAACUGACUUACUAGAUUUCUACAAAAUUGUAACAGUGUAACUUUAACCAUCUUUAUUAUUAUUUUAAAUUAAUGGUACUGCCUUCACGCUAUAUAUUCUUUAGCGCACACCUUUUUUAUUUGUUCAUAUAAUAUUAGCUGGCUGGGUCUAUCUGUCUGUCGAUGGAUAGUUAGAGAUAGAUAGAUUUUCUUUCUUUCAUCUAUCAUCUAUCUAUCUGAUAAAAGAUAAUGAUGAAAGAAAGAAAAGAAAAAAGAAAGGUAUCGAUGCUUGAUGGAGUGAAAUAUAUCAAGCCUGCCACAGAUAGAACAUAAAUAUUUGAAAUAAAUAAAACUACAUAUAAUGUGAGAGUUACCUGCCUGUGUGUACAUAGACCAUAAUUUAAAUAAUUUACAUUUCACAUACCUUUCUGAAAACGAAAUCUUGUGCGUUAUCAGAGAAGUCAUAAACUAUUAUUUUGUUGGAAAUCACUAAACUUUAUCCUGUAGUCUUUUAAAAUAACAAAGUGGCUCUAUGACCUCUUAGCAAGUCCUAAUGAAUUUAGUGGGACAUACUUCUAAGUAGAUUUACUUAACUUAAAAGUUGGAUAUUGACAUUAGAGGCGUUGAAGAAAUGGCGUAAUUAUUUUUAAAGCAAUGUAUAUGUAUUGUGCAUUAAUAUAUUCUACCUCAGAUGAAGUUUGAUAGGAAUAAUUGGGCAUAUUAUGGUCAUCUUUAAAUUAGGAGGUCCUCUGCAAACUUCACAGAUCUCUAGUGUCCUCUUUUAUAACUCAGUUUUAUUAUUUUAUAUCAUAGCAAUUGUGAAUCCUAACAAAAACAGAAGGCUUUAGAAUAUGCAACUUUUUUGAACAUUAAAAAUAAAAGCAAUGCUGUUGUUUAAAUUCAGUUUUCUUAUGCUUAGAACAGAAUCUUGCCAGCUAGACAUGGGGAAUCAAAUCCAAUGCCUGUUAGAAUUACAGUUCCCUUACUAUCGGCCAUUCUGGAUGAAGUCUCUAGGAAUUAUAGAUCAAAACAUCUGACAGAUCCCACAUGACAUGUCACCAAACUAAGUCAGUAAGACUAAAAGUAAAGCUUGUUCACUGUUCUAAUGAACCCAAGAAUUUUAUUCACAUUUUUUUCCUCCAUUCUAGGCAUUUCACUCUCGUUUCUGCAAUGUUUCUUUUUUCGUAUUAAUUUCUCUCUUUCUUCCCUGGUUGAUAAAGCUAAGAUAGACUUGACAAUCAAGUUGAUAUUGCUCCAGCAUUAUCCACCAGUAGGAUGCGUGCAUCACAAAAAAUCAAGACUUUAUUAUACUGUAAUUUUGGAAAUAAAAUUAAAACUUUGCAUUAAAAAAAGGUCAAGAUGGCAACCUCCAAUUGAACCUCUCUCCCCCUUUUUUUUACAAGUGUUACCAUGUAAAAAAGACAGAGCUUUGAUAGCAUGAUCAAGUUUACCAUUCUGACUUUUGUGAACUCCCUGCAGUGGUCAUUAUUUAUCUGUUUGCUUAAAAAAAUGAUAGGCGAAACCUAUGCAGUAUAAUUCUUGGACUCACCCAAACUUCUACAACCUAAGUGACUCCAUACUUUCAAGGAGUUUAUGUCAAUGAACAUUGUAAUGAGCGAGCAAAAAGGCUAAUUAUCUACAAAGUAAGGUUCUAAGGUUCAAAGUUAAAAAGUGCUUUCUGUGAAAAAAAUUUUUUUUAAAGUAUUCACUAUUCAUUUCCCAAGAUCAAGAACAAAAUGAACAUAAAGUGUUCGUUUUCAUUAUAAGAGGAUUUCCUUUUGAACUUGAGUAAGUUCCCAUUUCAAGAAGGAAAAGGCUGGGAGACUGAACUUAUAUCACAAUAAAAAGUCUGGAGAUGGGGAGACACAAAAGUCAAUCAGCUAGUAGACAUGCUCAGUGUAAGAGCUUUGUGUUGCUUUUUGGGGAUUCUAUAAACUACCAAAUUAUAGGUACAGUUGGAUUCCACCCUCUUGCACACACAAAAAUUGUACCUGGUCUUAAUUAACUUGAUCUUCCCACAUAUAUUUUUGUCAUUUGUUCUUGGAGCUACUUUAUUAUUGUAUUUAUUUUGACAACCAAAUACAGAAUGUGCCAGCUUAAUGACACUGAUAGGAUCUAAUUUCUAGAAUACCAAUAUAAAACUAUAUGGUUAAUAUCUAAAUUGAAUUUGUAGUAGACAGUCAACCAGACAGCCUAUUUUUUUAAAAAAAACCUGCUCUUUUUUGCAAAAUGUAGCAUGAUUUUACUAUGUUGCUUUUGAAAUAGCAGUGGAAAACACAUCCAGCGCAUGAUCUAGAAUAAGUGUGCUAUUUUAUUAAAUAUGUUUGUGAGCAAAUGUAAAUUAUUAUAUUGUAAUCAUGCAUUUCUGGUUCAUUGCAGUUUGUAAAGAGUGUAUAUAAAAUGUUUAAUUCUAAACAAAACUUGUUUUGAUAACUCAUAUUAGCAGCAGUUAAAAAUUCAAAAGCUUUACAAAUGAGGGCACACUGAGAAUUUACAUGGGAUAUUUUCUGCUUGUAGCCCACAUACAAUUGGAAAUCUUCACUAUUUCUUGCUUUUUUUUCUGUAAGAAUUGUUAUUUUCAUAAGAACAGUAUCACAGAUAAAGUUGUGGGCGGUCUGCAUUUAAUAUUUUGUUUGAUCUAAUGGUUAUUCAAUUGCUGUGUAAUUGCAAUGUUUAUUAUGAUAAUCCCAGUGUAUGUAUUUAUCAAAAAUGCUUUAUUUCUUGAAAAUGAAGAACUGUUGAAGGAA
Messenger RNA from Protobothrops mucrosquamatus (brown spotted pit viper), 4931 nucleotides. It is a transcript of the gene ELF5, whose product is annotated as E74 like ETS transcription factor 5. Gene Ontology annotation, molecular function: DNA-binding transcription factor activity, RNA polymerase II-specific; sequence-specific DNA binding. The coding region runs from base 142 to 915 and encodes 257 amino acids. Gene Ontology annotation, biological process: regulation of transcription by RNA polymerase II; cell differentiation. The record is from RefSeq and is a predicted model, not a curated record. Gene Ontology annotation, cellular component: nucleus. Lineage: Eukaryota; Metazoa; Chordata; Lepidosauria; Squamata; Viperidae. The transcript has 7 exons.